This is a messenger RNA of Suillus subaureus, 156 nucleotides long. RefSeq lists its product as uncharacterized. The annotation marks the transcript as partial. Lineage: Eukaryota; Fungi; Basidiomycota; Agaricomycetes; Boletales; Suillaceae. The record is from RefSeq and is a predicted model, not a curated record. The transcript has a single exon.
AUUGAUGAUGAAGAUCUUAAGGAGGAGUUACUGGUUCAUCUCCAGUCACUCAGAAAAUAUAUUUCUGCAACAGCAAUUAUUGAUUAUCUUGCACAGCCUGAUGUACAGCAACAUUUCAAGCUUACCAAAAAUAUUUCAUUGGCAACCACACAAUGA